GUAAGUGAUGUUAAUGAUGAUGUCAGGAGAGCAGCAGUAGAAUCACUUGGCUUCAUUUUAUUCAGGACCCCUGAACAGUGUCCAAGUGUUGUUUCUUUGUUGUCAGAGAGUUACAACCCUCAUGUUCGAUAUGGGGCUGCAAUGGCCCUGGGGAUCUGCUGUGCUGGUACAGGAAACAAGGAAGCAAUUAAUUUACUAGAGCCAAUGACAAAUGACCCUGUGAACUACGUGAGGCAAGGGGCCCUGAUAGCCUCAGCUCUCAUCAUGAUCCAGCAGACCGAAAUCACUUGUCCAAAGGUGAAUCAGUUCAGGCAGCUGUAUUCCAAAGUCAUCAAUGACAAGCAUGAUGAUGUCAUGGCCAAAUUUGGCGCUAUUCUGGCCCAAGGCAUACUGGAUGCAGGUGGUCACAAUGUCACAAUCUCCUUACAGUCCAGGACUGGGCACACUCAUAUGCCUUCUGUGGUUGGCGUCCUUGUUUUUACCCAGUUCUGGUUCUGGUUUCCCCUUUCGCACUUCCUGUCAUUGGCUUAUACCCCUACCUGUGUCAUUGGCCUUAAUAAGGACUUAAAGAUGCCAAAAGUUCAAUAUAAAUCAAAUUGUAAACCAUCCACAUUCGCAUAUCCUGCCCCUCUGGAAGUACCAAAAGAAAAAGAAAAGGAAAAGGUCUCCACUGCUGUGUUGUCUAUUACUGCCAAAGCUAAAAAAAAGGAAAAAGAAAAAGAAAAAAAGGAAGAAGAGAAGAUGGAAGUGGAUGAAGCAGAAAAGAAGGAAGAGAAAGAGAAGAAAAAAGAACCUGAACCAAACUUCCAGCUGUUGGAUAAUCCAGCACGAGUUAUGCCUGCCCAGCUAAAGGUCUUAACCAUGACAGAGACCUGCAGAUACCAGCCUUUCAAACCACUCUCCAUUGGAGGCAUCAUAAUUCUGAAAGACACCAGUGAAGACAUUGAAGAACUUGUUGAACCUGUGGCAGCACACGGCCCGAAAAUUGAAGAGGAGGAACAAGAGCCAGAGCCCCCAGAGCCAUUUGAGUAUAUUGAUGAUUAAGGACCAAGGGAUUUCACAUUCUCAGCUGAAGAUGUCUAUCCUGGCACAUACUGCGAUGUCUGUGAGGGAACCCACACUAGACCUACUCGAUGCACGCAUCAUUGCUAUGCUGACCUACAGAACCUGUGUCCCGAGUCUUUGGUUGAGAAGAAGAUAACAUGACUGUUUAGUGUGCUCUUUCACAGAAUUUGGUUUUCAAAUAAAUAUGUUAAAAUCUCCAGAUCAACAAGA
Cricetulus griseus (Chinese hamster) is the source of this 1275-nucleotide messenger RNA. The record is from RefSeq and is a predicted model, not a curated record. NCBI's taxonomy places the organism in Eukaryota, Metazoa, Chordata, Mammalia, Rodentia, Cricetidae.